AUGGUGAUGGGUCAACAAGGGACACCAAUAAUGGGCCAGCACCCUGGCAUGAUGCCCCAAGGUGGAAUGCCUGUCAGGAUGCCUCAAGGGCAGCCCUUUAUUGGUGGAGCUCAACCCCAGCUUCCUGGCGCUCUCGGAGCCAGUGGCGCCAGGGCCCCAGGUCCUCCUGUGGCUCCAACAGGAUUCUUCCCACAAGGGCCUGGAAUGCAAGGUGCAGACCCCAGGGUUCUACAAGAAAGACAGCUUCAACAUAGGAUGCAGAUGGCAAAGCUCCAACAGCAACAGGUGAUGAUGGGCCAGCAACCUAUACCACACCCAAAUCAACAGUCUGGCUUAAUUGCUCAGCCGCAGCCGGGUAUGAUGGGGAACCCACUUAUGGCCCAACAAGCAAACACUCAACAGGGAAUGCUAGCCAACCAGGCCAAUCAGCAAAGCAUGGUACAAGCUCCGCAAGGAAUGGUUGGAGGCCAGACUCUGGUGCCACAGAACCUCGCAGGAGGCCAGCCUAUUAACCAUGCUCAAGCCAUGAUGGCAGCACAACCAGGCAUUAUGAGGAACCAGCCAGUUGCACCAUGUCAGCAACAGCGGCCCCAGCUGGUGAUGGGUCAGCAAGGCAUGGUUGGAUCUCCAGGUCAUCCUGGCCUCAGGGGUACUCAGGCCCAAUUGACUCCGCAACAACAGAACAUUCUGGCCCAACGCAUGCUUGCAUCUCAGCAACAGCAGCAGAAUGUUGCAAAGAAUUUGGCCCACCUGCAGCAGCAGCAGAUAGCACAGCAAAGACAACAAAACCAGUUGAUCAGUCAUUCGAGCCAAGAGCAAGGAGGGCUCUCCCAACCCUCUACCCCACAGAUGGGCUCCUCGCCUUCAGCAGGAAGUAUCACGCCCCAGCCACAGGGAGCUACAGACUCUGGUCCCAAAGAGGGUGGGAUACUGAGCCCUGAUUCAAGAACACCACCACAGCAGAGUGGGCCCUCCACUCCCAAUCAGAUGUCCCAACUAGGCUCUGCAAAUGAUCAUCAACCUGACUUGGUAAGACAGCAAUUACAACAGCAGCAGCAGCAGCAGCAUCAAAACCAGGUUUAUAUGGCCCACCAGCAAAAAUCAAAUCCUCAGUCUGGACCUGAGCAUCAAACGGUUUUGGUUGGAAACCAACAAACUGGUGUGCUUCAACAACAGCAGCGACAACUUCCCCUCACUCUCCAGAGGCAAGGUUCCCACAGUAUUGACAAUCCCAGUUUGAUAACUGUUAAAGAGGAAGGGAAACAAAGUGAUUUCUUAGCUCAGCAUCAACAACAGCAGCAAAUGGUUCAAAAUGCCAUGCAGCAGUCACAAGAUCCUAGUAUCCAGCAGCAGAUCAUUGGCCAGAACCAUCCUGGCCAGCCGCAGCCUGUUGUGACAGGCCAUAGUCAGCAACAGCAAGCUCUGAUGGCCCAGCAGCAAAAACAACAGGCAAUGAUGGGCAUGUUGAGAGCCCAGCAGCAAGGGAUGAUGGCACAGAGGCCUGUGCUUCCACCAGGACAGAUCCGCACCCCUAUCAACAUCCAGGCUAUUAUUGCUCAGAAUCCUCAUCUCCGCAAUCUUCCCCCAAACCAGCAGAUACAGCAGAUCCAGGCCAUGAUUGCCCAAAGGCAGCUCCAACAUGGACCAAUGCUGCGGAUGUCAAUGGGUCAAGGCCAGCAAAAUCCAUUAAGGUCUCACAUGCCACCAGGGCAGGUGCCACAGGUUGGGCAGAUGCCAGGGAUGGAAGGCCAACAGAUGCCAUAUGGAGCCAUGGGGAAGCCAGGAACAGUGGGUGCUCAGCAGCAGCCAGGUAUGUUGGGCCAACAACCUGGUGUUGCUCCUCAGAUGCAGCAGGGGAUGAUGGUCCCUGGGCAACAACAGCCACAAGCUGGGGAUAUGAUCCAACAUAUGAUUAGAGGUCAGGUACCGGUGCCACCUUCCCCCAUGGACCAGGGCCGUAUGGUAAGGCCAACAUCUCCACGUCAGCCGUUGGCCAACUCUCCGGGGGAUCCACAACGGCACACAUUUAAUCAGGCAAUGGGGAUGCGUCCUCCCACUCCCAACCAGAACCAACAAGCACUAAUGGCAGCUGCAGCAGGCCGGAUGCAGGGCUCUCCAUCCCAUGCAUAUUCUCCAAGAGGUCCCUUUGGCAUGAGCCCAGCCCACUCGGCAUCACCCCAUUCAUCCCAUGUCUCCUCACCUUCUAUGGUUGACAGUAGGGCUGGAAGGGGAAGUCCAUACAGCCAAGUCAAGGCAUCUCCACUCAGGUCACCUGGAGCCAAGAGUCCACUUGAUUGUCCAGGAAUGAAAGUAGAAACUCAGACAGCAGGCAAUGAAACAUCUCAGACAGCAUCAUAUAUCCCUAAUGGUCCACAGAAAGGCAUGAAUGUUCAGCAACAGGUCACAGAGAGCCAUGUUCCUCACACACACCAUGGCUCUAGAGUUGGGGAGCUAUGCAAAAUGACCCUACAGAACAUUAAACAGGAACCGGGAGAGGUUCAGUGUGAUGGCGCGGCAGAGCCUCAUAAUGGGGCUAUAAAGCGAGAAGCGACGGGUGAGGCCAUUACGUCCGGGAACAACACUUGCUUUAUUAAUGCUGGAAACAUGGCUGGAGAUCCUGGGUCUCAAGGCCCAAGAUCUGAGACUGGACAGCAACUAUUACAGAAACUCUUGAGAACCAAGAAUCUUCAGCUUGGUGCUCAGAGGCCUUCUGACGGCAUCCACAAUGAGAUCAAUGGCCACAUCAACAGCAAACUAGCGAUGCUUGAGCAAAAACUUCAAGGGACUCCACGAAAUAUGGAGGAUUUACAGUCUAUAACAAAAAGGGCUCCAGUACAAAAGCCAAAGCGCACUAAUAAGGCAGCUGGAGACCGAGGGCCUAACGCACGGAAGAAGAAUAAGAAGGAAGAAGUUGGAAAAAGUGCAGAAGCCCUGAUAAAGCAACUCAAGCAGGGUCUCUCUCUGUUACCCCUGAUGGAGCCUUCAAUCACUGCCAGCCUGGAUCUGUUUGCCCCUUUUGGAAGCAGCCCAGCCAAUGGCAAAGCCCAGCUAAAAGGGUCCUUUGGAAAUGCAGUACUGGACAAUAUCCCAGACUACUAUUCUCAAUUACUCACUAAGAGUAACCUCAGCAACCCACCAACACCCCCAUCCUCCCUGCCACCUACUCCUCCACCUUCAGUACAGCACAAGCUGCUGAAUGGAGUGACUCCUGGGGGGGUGCUGUCUGAGGGUCAGAAAGACACCGAGCCCCCAGAAGAACCAAUGGAUUCUGUAAGAGAGGAGGUGAAGAGUGUAGAUAUUCUAGCAGCUCUCCCCACCCCACCACAUAACCAGAAUGAGGACAUCAGGAUGGAGAGUGAUGACGAGGAUGCCCCAGAAAGCAUCAUCCCGGCUUCAUCCCCUGAGAGUAACGUAGGAGAUGAAACCCCACGUUUCCCUCACCUACGGGAGCCUAAAGAGGAAGAGACGGAGAGAGCAAUAUCCCCCAUCAUCCCCCUGAUACCUCGCACUGCCAUCCCAGCAUUCCCCGAAAACAAACCAUUUGAAGCAGCCAAUAGUAAGGCAGUUUCCACAUCCAACCAUUGGGACAAGGCCAAAAGCAAUGAAGUGUCUGUUACCUUCACAUUGUCCUCUGCUGCAGCCAAGAAACUGAACCAUGUGAUGAUGGCCAUGGCCCAGCUGCUUAACAUUAGGAUGCCAGGUUCUUAUGAGGUGACUUUCCCUCCCCAAAACCCUGACAUGCCUGGAGUGGAUGGGCCAGGGAAAGCACCCAACCAGUCAGGUGAUCUGAGUACAAAAGACAGUGCUUCACCCAGUCAGGAUGAGUGGCUAAGGCAAUUUGAUGUGUCUCUACCAGGCUGUACAUUGAAGAAACAAGUGGACAUUCUGGCACUUAUUAAACAGGAAUUCCCAGAAAAAGAAGACAACCCAGUCCAACACUGUUACACAACCAAUGUAAGUGACUUGGACGUGCGCCACCUUCCUACUAUACCAGUGGAGGAAUCUCCACCCCCAUCACCGUCCCCUCCGCUUCCUCCCCCAUCUGUCGUAGUACCAACAACAGAAGCUGAACUUUCGAAAAAAAAAUUAGCUUCUCCAUCCCGGUCUCCCUCCAGUCCCACCAUUGCCCAGAUAAAGACUGAGCCUGAACAGGAUGUUGUUCCUCUUAUUGAAGCUGCUCAACCAACUGAUGUCACAGAGUCUGAAGUUGCUGCUCCAGAGACCGUAACGGAUUCAGUGAAUGCCUCCGCUGUUCCAGAUCCUACUGCUCCUACUGAAGAUAAUCUGAGACCUGCUGUAAAGGAGGAGGACUUGGCCACUGAACCAGCUCCACCUCCUGAAGGUUCUCCCAGCAACAUGGAGUCUUCCCCUAAAGCUGUUAAGCAGCGCAGGCCUCUCUCUCCUGAUGAGGAGGUAGUACAUCCUAAAGUGAAAAAAUGGAAGGGGAUUCGCUGGAAGCGUCUUCAGAUUGUCAUCUCAAUACGUAAGGGUGGCUCAAAGAAAGAGAGUAGCCGUGAGGUGUCUGAGCUAAUGGAACGCCUGCGUAUUACUCUUCGACCAGACAAGCUGCCUCGGGAUAAACGUAAAUGCUGCUUCUGCCAUGAGGAAGGUGAUGGCGCCACAGAUGGGCCUGCCCGGUUGCUUAACAUUGAUGUGGACCUGUGGGUGCACCUCAACUGUGCCCUGUGGUCCACAGAGGUGUAUGAGACACAGGGGGGUGCCCUUAUUAAUGUGGAGGUAGCCCUGCGUCGCGGAUUGCGGACUCUUUGCGCAUACUGCCAGAAAACAGGUGCCACCAACAGCUGCAACAGAAUGCGCUGCCCGAAUGUCUACCACUUUGCCUGUGCCAUCCGGGCACGCUGCAUGUUCUUCAAGGACAAAACCAUGUUGUGCACCCAGCAUAAGCUGAAGGGCCCCAGUGAAGAUGAACUCAGUGCGUUUGCCGUUUUACGGCGCGUCUACAUUGAGCGUGAUGAGGUGAAACAGAUUGCCAGCAUCUUACAGCGAGGCGACCGUAUUCACCUGUUCCGUGUUGGUGGUCUCAUCUUUCAUGCUGUUGGCCAGUUGCUACCCUCUCAGAUGGCCAACUUCCACUCGCCCACUGCGAUCUUCCCUGUUGGCUAUGAGGCUACACGCAUCUACUGGAGCACGCGUCUGCCCAACAAACGCUGUCGCUAUCGCUGCCGCAUCAGUGAGGAUGACGGUCGCCCGUUGUUUGAGGUGCGUGUUCUGGAGCAUGGCAUGGAGGAUUUGCAGUACCGUGACACUACUCCAGAGGGGAUCUGGGAGCGCGUGGUUCAGCAGGUGGCUAAACUGCGAGAUGAAUCAUCCAUGUUGAAGCUGUUCACGGAACAUGUCAAGGGAGAGGAGAUGUAUGGCCUCACGGUUCAUGCUGUCAUGCGUAUCACUGAGUCGUUGCCUGGAGUGGAGAAUUGCCAGAACUACCAGUUCCGAUAUGGCCGGCACCCUCUGAUGGAGCUCCCGCUUAUGAUCAAUCCCACUGGCUGUGCUCGCUCUGAGCCCAAGGUCCCCACACAAUGCAAGAGGCCUCACACUCUAAAUAGUACCAGCGUCUCAAAGGCCUACCAGAGCACCUUCACUGGAGAGCUCAACACACCAUACAGCAAGCAGUUUGUCCACUCAAAGUCGUCCCAGUAUCGGCGCCUGAAGACUGAGUGGAAGAAUAACGUGUAUCUGGCACGGUCCCGCAUUCAGGGUCUGGGUCUGUACGCUGCAAAGGAUCUGGAGAAGCACACCAUGGUUAUUGAGUACAUUGGUACCGUCAUACGCAACGAGGUGGCCAAUCGCCGUGAGAAGAUCUAUGAGUUGCAGAAUCGCGGGAUCUACAUGUUCCGCAUCAACAAUGAGCAGGUGAUUGAUGCCACUCUAACAGGUGGCCCAGCUCGCUACGUCAACCAUUCCUGUGCCCCGAACUGUGUUGCAGAGGUUGUAACGUUUGACAAAGAAGACAAGAUUAUCAUCAUUUCCAGCCGCAGGAUCCCCAAGGGAGAAGAGCUGACCUACGAUUACCAGUUCGAUUUCGAGGACGAUCAGCACAAGAUCCCUUGCCAUUGUGGAGCCUGGAAUUGCAGAAAGUGGAUGAACUAACGAGAAGGAGGAUGGAGAAUUCCCCUCUCUCUGGUGCCAGAACACUCCUGCGCCAAAGCCUUUGAAUCCUACAUAGCCAGUGCAUAAGCUGUUCUGAAAGAUGUGGAGGAAGGCAGGCCUCCAUCAUUAAAAGACUUAAAGCGUUAACACCUGUAGCCAAAGGUUUGAAGAGCAUUAAUCAAUAAAAGCAACCGACCACCUCCGUCAACCACAGCUUGAUGGUGGGACUAACUUUCAUGUUUGGACUAGUGAUUCACCCUUUCCUCAGCCAAAACCCUUUUCCCCCCCACCCCUUUGACUGUUCUCAAUAAGCUUGCAGUGGCUGGAAAACAAUCCUCAACAUCUACCAAAUGAUUCUGACCCUCUGAUAUCAAUACUCGUAGUGCAGAGCUCACCUGGAGCUUCGACAAAAAGCCAUUUUAGAAUACUAAGAAUGAACUAAUGAUGCAUUUUUAUGUUUUAAGUCGGACCUAUUUCCUCUCCCACCCGGCCACACCUCCCCCUCACCUCCCAGGAAAAAAAAGGCACUUUCCCAUCAAGUCAUCAAUGAAGACAACACGGAUAUUGGCUAGCUAGACAAUCUUGAUGUGGCUCUGUGUAAGAACUACAUAUGAUCGAUGGAGAAAAAAGAUGUAAAUUAAUAUAAAAUUUGAGAUGCUAUUGAUAUGUGGCUCCAGAGGCACCAGAUGUUUUGACUGUGUGGAGUCCCAAGGUGGGUUAGUUGGACCCAGUCUACCUCAUUGAUUUAGCGGGAAGUGACUGCUUUGUAUAAAAACUGUUAACUGCUACUGUGGAACGGGGGAGGGAGGGGUGAGGGGGAAUGUUUUUAUGGGCUUAGCCUUCUCGGACAAGCAGGGAAUCUUAAGCAGCAGGUUUGCUCUAUCUACUCUAUGCUGAUGAUGAUUUACAAUAAUGAGCCAACAUAAUUAUUAUUCAUGAAUUGUUUAUACAAAGGAAAUAUAUGACAGUUUUGAUAAGAUAUUGCAUUAAAAUCACAAUCACAAACUUGGCGUGUCCUGUACGCCACCAAAUCAUCCUGGAUAUUGAUGUAGCUUUUUCUUUUUUUCUCUCUUUUUAUUUAUGCUUCUCAAAAACAUUAGCUGUGUGAAAGCACAAAAACAUCCAUGUUUUAUGAUGCUUAAAGACAGUAACGGUGUGAGCAAAUGGCUCUAGGAUCACUGGACACUUAGUCUUUGAAGAAGACUAUGAAGUCCAGAAUUAACCAAGUACACACAUUUGCUUGUUGCUUCAUACAUUGAAGUUCCACUUGACAACCAGCCGGUGGAUGCAUGACUACUGUCCCAUUAAAUGUUUUUUAUCCCUUGCCCUCCCCCCCAACAACUCAAUCUUUUCACAACUCAACCUUAAACUUUGAAUCAUGCCUCUUCCUCUCUGUAUUAUUUAGUGGACUGUUGUUAAACUUUACUGUAGUAAGUCUUCCUCUGCCGGAGUACAGCCUGCAGUGUUUCUACUUCCCCUGUAGUGUGCUUUUCUAGUGCUGGUACUAUCCUCUCGAGGCUGAACAGAUGGCAGGGAAAGACUUAUUGGAAAAAAGGGCAUUUGUUUUCAUUUCUAUGUAAGAUGAAUGAAAAAAGUCUUUAAAGGGAGCUUUACUAAAACUCCCCCUUCCCAUACUACUUUCCUCCUUCCCCUAACCUAAGACCUCACAUGAUUUUAAAAAUGCAAAGUUGUACAAACUGUAUAUAUAGUAUAUGCAUUAGGGGACAGCAACUCUUUAUCCAGCCCCUUUGUAAUCAAAGUCAAAAAGUGUAGAGAAAUAAAAUUGAAGAAAAAAAAUCAACCACUGGAUAUCAUUUUAACAAAGAUAAAGCUGUAUAUAAAUAUAAAUAUAUGUAAAAUGGCAAACUAAUAUCUUUAUGUAUAUGAACCAGAGUGUUUUGCAUUUACCUGUUUUUCUAUUAGUGUUUUUGCUAUAAGCUCUCAGAGACAAGUUUGUUAAAAUAGGUAUGAGAAAAUGUCUGGUCUUUUCUCCAAUCAGUUGCGACGGGAAGCCGGUGUGAUUACAGAACUGUUUGGAUUCAUGUGGAGGGGCGUCAGUUAGACAUGAAAAUCACUUCUUGCGUAAAGCAGUACAAUGGUGCAUAGCAUUUGUAUUUAUGUAAUAAUGUUCGUGUUUAUUUUUCUUUUUAUUUAUGCUACUGCUUGAUGAUUACCAAAACCUGUCCCUUAAUCGGUCACAAUUGGAUUAAUAUACUCUUGAAUGGAAAAUCUUGAAAUCCCUAGAAUCUUGUUAGUGUUUUGCUUUUUAUAUCUUCCCUAUAGAAGUGAAUGUGUUGGUAAACCUUGUGAAAUGGUUACUUGGCCUAAUGUAUGUUAUGAUGUAAUACUCAAAAGUUAAUCCCAUACUUAACCUGGUAAUGAAUUGCACUCUCAUAAUAUAAACAGAGAACUUCUCUAAAGUGGUAGAUAUUGAUCAAGUAUCUGAAGCAGUGAUAUAUAUAUUUUUUGGUAUGUUUCUAUUUCAAGGGAAGACCAUGACGAGACAUUAUGCCGCUCACUGGAUUUUAACCUGAAUAAUUUUUAACUUCUCUGAAUCGUAAUUUAAGUUCUCUGCAUAUCGUAUAAUUUAAUAAAAGUUUGCUCAAAUUGAAGGUUUUUUUUAACCUCACCUACUUUUUAAAAAGAUGUUGCAUCUGUACAGCAGAGAUACUUUUAGGGAAUAUGAAUAAAUAUAAUCAUUUUUAUUGUAUGUGGCAUGUUUUGUAUGGAUAUUAUUUUGAAUUGUACAUAUUUUUUUCAGGACGCCAGAGGUUGCAUCUCUUUAUAUACAGCUUUCCCCACUCCCUUUCCCCUUUCAUCUUAUUUCUUUGUCUGCUUUUGUUUCUUGUAAAGGAAAAUAAAAUGCAUUUUAAAUAUG
This is a messenger RNA of Micropterus dolomieu (smallmouth bass), 8986 nucleotides long. Its product is annotated as histone-lysine N-methyltransferase 2D-like. Gene Ontology annotation, cellular component: nBAF complex; nucleus. Gene Ontology annotation, molecular function: protein binding. The record is from RefSeq and is a predicted model, not a curated record. Lineage: Eukaryota; Metazoa; Chordata; Actinopteri; Centrarchiformes; Centrarchidae. The coding region runs from base 1 to 6108 and encodes 2035 amino acids. Gene Ontology annotation, biological process: nervous system development. The transcript has 16 exons.